Molecule: messenger RNA, 2229 nt
Organism: Laccaria bicolor S238N-H82
Lineage: Eukaryota; Fungi; Basidiomycota; Agaricomycetes; Agaricales; Hydnangiaceae
Exons: 7
Coding region: 1-2229 (742 amino acids)
Source: RefSeq, a predicted model, not a curated record
AUGUUCAAAGCAAAGAAGUUUUGGUGCAUCCUUUUUGAAAGCGGCCCCGGGCCCAAACAGCCAUUCUUUGUUGUAAAUGGCCUCGACGACUUGGUUUUUGAUCUCUUACGGAAUAUUAAGUCCACGGCGGCCAAUAGUGACGUUGGUAAAUAUGAUGCUCACGAAAUCGUUUUGUAUAAGUUAACCAAGUCAAUCCCCGUCAAUCCUUCAAACAAUCUGUUCCAACGCAUCGAAAAUAUGGAAGAUAUUCAGAAAUUUUCUAUUCGAGUGGACGACAUCGCUACAAGAUUAAGUGGUGUCUUCCCAGAUGGGGUCGACGAGCGGACGCUUCGAUUUCUUAUAAAGUUGCCCCAAGCACCAGAAAACUCCUGGCCGCCUUUGAAACGAGCUCGUCUUACCAGUUCAAAAGUUCCUGAUUGGCUUCAGGAGCUCCACGAGAAGCUCUGGAAUCGCAAAGACCUCUAUGAAGAACUGUUCCGCAGCGUCACGCUCACACUUGCAGACUAUGAGAAGUUACAAGAUAGCAUGGCAAAGCUUUAUCCGAAUCGCAAAGAAAAGGAUUACCGGGCUGGUACUGACGGCCUAGCUACCAAGCUUGCUGUGCUCCAAUUCAGCAACAAGCACUCGGCGACCGACCAUGGCGCUGACCACAUUACACAACCCACCCAUCAUGAUGACGAUGAAAGUGACGAUGACGUUGAUGAAGAGUUUUGCUCCCUCUUUCCAUUUUCAUUUGAGUAUCUGGACCUUUCAAGUUUACAUCUCCAGUCUCCGCCACCGCGCAUGCCCCUGCCCCUUCUCAUCCGGGAAGAGUACACAUUUCUCUCUAGAUUGCUGGAUGACCUACCAGAGGGCGGCAACGGCUCUGCAGUCAUUAGCGGUCAGCCUGGAACAGGCAAGACCGCUUACCUCUAUUAUAUAUUGAUACAAAGUAUGCUCGCGGGCACCCGAUGUCUAUUCCAAACAGUCGAAACCGAAGCGCACGACACCAUUUAUCUAAUCGACUCAUCCGUAGAAGUUGUCAACUUCUGGCCAGAUGAUGAGUAUAUCAUCGCCUUCUUUGACGCUGAUGGGCCGUCAAGUCGACCUGCGCAUUUUCUCCUCAACCAUCAUUUCGUCAAAAUUAUUGCAACAUGUUCACCAAACAAUGCUUUUCAAGAAUGGAUCGAGAAGCCAAUUUCUCCUAACUGGGUGUCGAGGCGUAUAACCACAUUGUGGUCCCCUCAGGAGCUUUUCUUGACGGGAAUGUUUCUUGCCCCGCCAGAUCUCAGCUACUCCUGGCUUCGAGAGUCGACAAGAUAUUUUGGCUUCAACCCCCGCGACUGCUUUCAUACCCCACCAAGUAUUAAUGAAGCCACGGCACGAAUCGGAAAAAAUAUCAAAGAGUGCUCAAACAAUAUGUGCUUGGAAGAGUUUUGGCGUAAGACCCGCUCAACGAAAUCCAUAUCGCAAUCCGUUUUUCAGCUCUUUCCGUCAGUUGAUGACGAUGAGCGUUUGCUAGAUGCUGCUCAAAUAUCAGCAGUUUCUCCGUGGGCGUUGACAACCUCAUUAGAGAUCUACGAACGAUCCCAAACGGGUGCUUCAUUCCAAUUCUACCGAAUCAUUAAAAACACACGUAAUGCGGGGACACUUCGUGGUCAGAUGUUUCAGGUACAGGUGUUGAAGCACCUCGGUGGUCUCAAGGGGCCGGAGCAAUUUACUAUCCGGCGUUUGACUGAUUCCGAUACCUCCCAGUGGAUGUAUCCUGGUCCUACUGCGAGUUGUUGUUGUCCUUCAGCCGCAUUCCCCCAGCUGCUGGAGGGGGCAGUCACUCAGCGAAAGUCUGUACACCUGGUCCCGCAAGAACGAAACUUUUCUGCGCUUCAUUCUAUCCUCUAUACCCCUGGGGAUGUUUUGACCGUAAUCUAUGCUACCGUCGAAACAGAGCGUCCUGUGGGGGUUGUCAGCUUCCAGAGAAUACAAUCGUGGCUCAAACGAGAUUCUAUGCUUUCCCACCUUCAACCAUCGAUCCUGGGAAACCACUGGCGGCUUAUAUUUGUGGUUCCGGAGCAAAUGGCUUCGAGUUUCCGGAUUCAGAAGUUUGAAGGCGACGCUGAUUCAGAUGGGUGGUUCGAGAAAGUCGACCAGUAUGUUCUUGGAAUCAAUGAGGAUACGCUAUGGGCAAGGACAAGUCAACUCUCAAGUCCUACCGUUUUUAGGGAGUCGGGACUUGUCGGAUUUUACUUCUAA